Messenger RNA from Mycena indigotica, 1266 nucleotides. Its product is annotated as Carbohydrate esterase family 4 protein. Gene Ontology annotation, biological process: carbohydrate metabolic process. Lineage: Eukaryota; Fungi; Basidiomycota; Agaricomycetes; Agaricales; Mycenaceae. Gene Ontology annotation, molecular function: chitin deacetylase activity. The record is from RefSeq and is a predicted model, not a curated record. Gene Ontology annotation, cellular component: membrane. The transcript is spliced from 7 exons. The coding region runs from base 1 to 1266 and encodes 421 amino acids.
AUGCCGUCGCUCGCUCCUCUCUUGCUCGCAUUUCUCGCCAGUCGUGUCUACGCCGAUGGAACUGAACAAAGCGAGGCCGCCCUUGGACCGACCCAGGCUUGUGCGCCAUACAGCUACGCGCCAGUCACCGCCGCUAUGACCGCCUCUAAAUUCCCUCCCAUAUGGCAACCAGUCGCCGGAAUUCUUUCUGGAGAUACCGCUGCGACAUCGUUAUUCUCGUCUUUCAGCUCCAGCAUCCCCAACAUCGCUCCAAAAGGCACCCUCGGUGUACCCGACCCGAACGCCCAGUCAAAAUACCCCGCCACAGACCCCGAUUGUUGGUGGACUGCCUCUACAUGCACGACGCCAAAGGCAUCUGGAGUGAACCCCGAUGUCGCUGCUGUACCCGAGCCCCAAACACUAGGGUAUGGAUUUGACGACGGACCAAAUUGCUCGCACAAUGCGUUUUACGACUAUCUCACUCAGAAGAACCAGAAAGCUACCCUCUUCUACAUCGGCUCGAACGUUAUGGAUUGGCCUUUGCAAGCACAACGAGCCGUUGCUGAUAACCAUGAGAUCUGCGUUCAUUCAUGGUCCCACCGUUCAAUGACAGCAUUCACCAAUGAGCAAGCCUUUGCCGAGCUGUACUAUACUCUGCAGGCUAUCAAGCUUGUCACUGGUUACACUCCCACUUGCUGGCGCCCUCCUCUCGGUGACGUUGAUGACCGCAUCCGGUUUAUUGCACAGAAGAUCGGGCUUUACAAUGUGCUUUGGAAGUACAACAGUAAUGACUGGGAAGUCUCAUCUGGCGCUGCAACCCCCGCUCAGGUCCAGGCAAACUACGAUACGUUGAUGAAUGACGCCAAAUCGGGAAAAUUUAGCACCAGCGGCGCGAUCAUCUUGACCCAUGAGCUCAAUAACUACACCAUGCAGACGGCAAUCGACAACUACCCGAAUUUGGCUGCUGCUUUCAAGUACAUCGUUCCUGUUGGAGUUGCGCUGAACAAGACGCAGCCGUAUGUGGAAUCCAACUACACUCAGAAGUCAUUUGCCCAAUACACUGGCACACAGCCUCCUACUGGUGGUUCGAGCGGCAGUAACUCUCCAGGUGGAAGCAGCGGCGCUGCACAUCCUUCGUCGUCUGGUGGACCAAGUUCAAAUUCAAGUAGUAAAACGAACACGGGCCAAGCAGCUGGUUCUUCGGUGGCUGUUUCUGUCUCCCCGCACUUUGCCGCGCUGAUGAGUGCGCUAUUCGGACUGGCUGGUGUGUUGACUUCGAUACUAUGA